GUUUUUUUCCAUUUUCUUUCUUUUCUCGAUAUUCUUUCUCCACUCGAGGACCCUGAACUUUCACUUUCAAUUCAUCUCUCAAUUCACCACUAAGACUCUCAAUCACCGUCAACAUGCCUAUCUCAAAGAAGGAUCGCAGAAACAAGGAGCACAAGAAGGCCGACGCUGCCGGUACUCGCGCUCCCGUCAAGGCCAACGGUCUCCCCGUCAAGGCCCCCAAGCCCACCUCCAUCUGCCAAAACUGCCGCAAGGAGAUUGUCAACACCAACAAGCUCCAGCUCGAGGUCCACGCGUCAACACACGACGCUAAGCUCUGGCCCAAGGAGAAGUGCUGGCCCAACGACUUCCAAUAGAUCACAAAUUGAUCUUGGGUAUUAGGAUGGUGAAGAUGAAAGGCGUUGCUACACAAUAGCGCAUGACUGGCUGAAUUUGAGGGGGUGCGCGGUUUUGAGUCGUGGUAAUGAUUCAUGAAGAAAGAUAGACUGACAAAAAAGAUGAAUGAACAAUUCAGGCGU
Molecule: messenger RNA, 515 nt
Organism: Fusarium redolens
Lineage: Eukaryota; Fungi; Ascomycota; Sordariomycetes; Hypocreales; Nectriaceae
Exons: 3
Coding region: 114-353 (79 amino acids)
Source: RefSeq, a predicted model, not a curated record